This is a messenger RNA of Paraphaeosphaeria sporulosa, 420 nucleotides long. Its product is annotated as UBC-like protein. Gene Ontology annotation, biological process: DNA damage tolerance; protein K63-linked ubiquitination. The coding region runs from base 1 to 420 and encodes 139 amino acids. Gene Ontology annotation, cellular component: nucleus. NCBI's taxonomy places the organism in Eukaryota, Fungi, Ascomycota, Dothideomycetes, Pleosporales, Didymosphaeriaceae. The transcript has 5 exons. The record is from RefSeq and is a predicted model, not a curated record.
AUGGGUGCCAAAGUACCCCGAAAUUUCCGGCUGUUGGAGGAGUUGGAGAAGGGAGAGAAGGGUCUUGGUGCCGAGGCAUGCUCGUACGGUCUCGAUAAUGGAGACGACCUGCUGAUGUCGGACUGGAAUGGUACCAUUCUUGGACCCCCUCACAGCGUCCACGAGAACCGCAUCUACAGCGUAAAGAUACACUGUGGUCCCAACUACCCUGAUCUUCCUCCCGAGAUCUCCUUUACCUCCAAGGUGAACCUACCGUGUGUCGACCAGCGGAACGGAAAGGUUGAUCCAACGAAGGUGCCCUGUUUGGCUCAAUGGAAGCGCGACUUCACUAUGGAGACCAUCCUGAUUGAGCUUCGGAGGUAUAUGGCUCUGCCGCAACACAAGAAGCUGCCGCAGCCUCCUGAGGGCAGCACAUACUGA